AUCAAAAUGACACAUUUGAGUGACUUUAGUUUCUUACAGAGAAUGGUGUCUUUUGGCUAUCUGUACCUAUGGUACACAUACCGGGUAUGGACAUUAGACAGAUUUACUUGUCUUCAUCCAAACAAGUUCAAACAAGGCGAACUCAAGAGUAUUGUUACCAUGUUAAUUUUAUUCAUGAUACCAUUUCAACUGUUUUAUGAUAUCACAUCUGUCAAAAUCAAAUAUGAAGAAGGUUUUGCUAAUCUCCUGGGCCGAAUCUUUACAAAACCUGAAGUGAUGUGGACAGUAGCAGAUAAGAGCCUUGUAAUUCCUACUGAAUAUAGUCUUUGCAUUGGUUUUUCAUUACAGACAGGAACACUUGUAUUAUUACAAUGCUUUUGGAAUUAUCUUGCCAAUUCAGUAGCUAAAAAGAGUUUCAUGAGCAGCAAGGAAUUUAUGUUUUAUAUUGGAUGGACGUUUGCAAGCUUUGUUAUUUUUCCAUUAUUACAAUAUAAUUUUUCUCGGGAAAUCUAUGAACCAACCUACAAAGAAAUCAUACCUGAAAUGGUUUAUGGCAUUGAACUGUUUAUUGUGGCUUGUUUGGGUGUUGUCUCUCAUUUUCGUUUCAAAAAACUGCUGAGCAGUUCUCGUAAUACAGCAAAUGGUAGAUCCAUUUCACAAAAGAUUCGGUAUUUUCAGGAAGUCAACAUGAUCUUGUCUACUGUCUUAUUUGGUCAUGGUACUCUCUUGACCAUCUUAAGCUGUGAUGGUUUAACAAACAGAAAAGUGUUAAACAUUCACAAGUUUUCGGCAGAUUUUUUUAUUUGCAAUAUUAAUAUGUGUGCAGUCAUUACAUGGUUCUGUAUGAUCCUGAUAUUUCAUCCUAAGCAUAACUUGUCUCCAGAAGCAUUAAACCCUGAUGAAGGCAGUGAUGAUAGUAAUCAACCGCUUCAAAGUGGUAUCAGUAGCACAAACACAUUUGCACAAACAACGAUGAUCACCCAUGACUCUCAUACCUCAAGUGAUUUCCGGUCCAUUCACCCCCUCUCAAAGCCAAACACACCUACUGCUGAUACAUUCUACCAUCCGUCCGAUAGUGGCUUUCGAUUUGGACCAUUGCCGGUGAUACCAGAUCAUGAUGAUGCUAUCUAUCACCGAGACAAGAACAAUUCUAUUACAUCAACAGCACCUUCUAUAGCUACACUUGUUUCUCGGCGGCCUUCUAACGUCCAUACCAGAAAAGGAUCCCUGAAUCAAGAGAGUGCAAUCGAUUUCUUUCAAAUGUCUGUGCCUGAUACAUCCACACAUGACAUUGCUCUUUAUCACCGCCAAGAAAAAAAAGUGAUCAGACCAAGAAACAUACACAUUCUAUUGCUAUCCCAUUAGAAGAUCAAGAUAUACACUGACCCAAAAUAAAAAUUAGUCCAGUUUUUUUCAUUCGGACUCAGCAACAAAGGUGUCAUGAUCCAAGAGCCAAGAUGAUACUUAAACGCGCUCAGUUUUUUGUUGAUAAUUUGUCGAGAUGUUUGUUUUAAGAUAAUAUAAAUAGAGAAAAAUCCAAUAAUGAGUAUGACCGCCUUUUGCAUCAAUCAUAAUUUGGUAUUGGCCUGUCAUAUUGUCAAUAAAGUGUACAAGAAGUGUCAAUGCUAAUUUAACGCCCGAGUCUUUC
Molecule: messenger RNA, 1648 nt
Organism: Gilbertella persicaria
Lineage: Eukaryota; Fungi; Mucoromycota; Mucoromycetes; Mucorales; Choanephoraceae
Exons: 7
Coding region: 7-1365 (452 amino acids)
Source: RefSeq, a predicted model, not a curated record